AUGCAUGUGUACGUUUCUGUGGCUAGCACAGAUAUAACCCGAACCCGAAAUUAUAAAGACCCAGUUCAGGCUGUGCAGCUGCAAUCUCGUGCUAGCCACAGAGUUUAUUUAAGCACAGAGAUAUUUGAAGUUCCAGUAUUAUGCCAUGGUAGUGUGCUUUUUCUAUUUUUUUGUAUGCUGCAGAAAUUCCUUCUAAGAAGCCUGCAUGCCUGUUCAAAUAUACAGAAACUAGUGUUUCAGUGCAAAUUGCAGAAAGACCAUUCUAAUGCAUCUGAUGUUGAUAUGAUGCAUCUGGACAGAUCAUAUGUGAUUUUCAUCAAAUUAGUGUGCUUUUUCUGGAAAGGCUAA
Nematocida ausubeli is the source of this 348-nucleotide messenger RNA. RefSeq lists its product as uncharacterized. The coding region runs from base 1 to 348 and encodes 115 amino acids. The transcript has a single exon. The record is from RefSeq and is a predicted model, not a curated record. Lineage: Eukaryota; Fungi; Microsporidia.